Molecule: messenger RNA, 1761 nt
Organism: Stylonychia lemnae
Lineage: Eukaryota; Ciliophora; Spirotrichea; Sporadotrichida; Oxytrichidae
Source: the annotation of a GenBank genome assembly
AUGAGUGAUCAAGAAAUGAAUAACUAAGACUUAAUAUUUGACGAUUUCGAAAUGGAUUAAGCUCAAUAAGAGAUUAUAUCCUAAAGAAAAAUAUGUUACUACUCAAAUUUCGACAUUAAUGUCAACGAGUGGUUCGAAGAAUAUGAAAAUAUUCAAAUUUUCAAGGAUAACGUACAGAAAAAUUUGGGAAAACUGUGGCUUUAAUACCUAUCCUAAGCCAUAAAAUUGAAUUCAACUGACAAAUCCGUCAUGGAUAUAGAUCAAGAAAGCUAUGAUUCAAAUGACAAAUCUUUAAAAGUGUUACUAGAGUGUUUCCUUUUAGAAGUUCCUCAAGUUCCCUCUGACAUCGAUAAUUAAAUUAAUAAUAACAAGCCCGUGACGUAUGAUCAUCAAAUUACGUCAUCGCUCGAAGGAGGAUCUAAUAAAAAUGAUUCUCAGAACUUAUCAAGCGCCUCUUAAAGAUUCAACAUGAAUCUCAGAUUUGAGGAAUUCUAUGAUAUCUCACUCUAUUGGUUCUAGGGCAGCAAUACCCUUUCGACUUCUUACGAAAUAGUCGAUUAAUAAACCUUCAAAUCUUUAUUGCAUACCUUCUAUUACGUAGCGAUGAAAGAGAUGACCAAUAUUACCAAGAAGCGAGAAAGUGACGAGCGCUUUGCAAUUAGCUAGCUAACCGAAAAGGCUCUAGCCAAGCACAACUCAAAGAAGCUACCUUCCCAUGGAAGUUGGAGUUCUAAUCUGACAUCAGCAAGUACCGUCUCAUAAUCAACAAAGAUUUCAUAAAGUACGUCACUGUAAUAAAAGAUCAAUAAGGAAGGUACCUCAGUCUAAAUCCAAAAGUAAACUAGCAAUAUAACUGGCGAUCACCAGACAAGCUAGAAAGAGUCUAAGAAAUGGUCCCCAACCAAAAUGAGAAAUUUGAUCCCCGGAUUUUCUAUUAUAAAAAAUAAAGUUAUAAGUCCUUUACUGGUCGCUACCGAAAGGGUGGUGGAGUACAUUAUCCCAAGCAAAAAUAAAAAUUAAAACUAGGAUGACAUCUCCGACAAAGACUCAUCCGAGAACAAAAGUCUCCCAGAUUAGUUUAAUAAUCUUUCUCUUCAUGAUUCUGAAAACAGAAGAAAAUUAAAGAGAAAAAGAUUUUAGUAACUUUUGAGAGAUGACUCCAUUUUCGAUUAAGAAUUUACUGAUAGCGUUGACUAUCAGAAUCUACUGGCCAAAGCAUCUGAUUGCAUUGAUGUCAUUUCUAAAAGAAGAAAAAUAAAUGAGUCAGUCACAAGUCACUUUGUUACAAAUAUCAUUGAGAUAAAAAAUGACGCACUAAACUAACUGAAGACAGAGAAAGAGGAAGAAAAAUAAGUAGACAUUUCCACCUAAAUUAAAUCCGAGACAGACUUGAACAUUAGAUUCAUUAAGCCAUCCAAGAAUUUCUAUAAUAAAUUAAUGGGGCUAUGGCUGAGAUUCGAUAAAACUAGACUGAGUUCAAUAACUUUCGAGGAAUUUAUGAACUAUAUCACAAAGCAUUCACUUAUACCAUCGAGCCAAGUGGAGGAUUAAUAAAAUUAGGAGCAUUCCAACUCUGAACAGUUGAUUCCAACAAAAUAAUUUUUCUCUACUCUCAAAAACGAAUGGCUAAGAAUGAAGCAAUAAUAGGAUGAAUUCUCCAUUUCUCAAUUCUUUAAUCAAGUAAAAUCUAAUUUAUUCCAAAAAUGGAAUGAGUAGAUUAUUAACAAGAGUAAAAAAUUCUAAAAAGUAUCAAGCGAAUGA